UCAUAAUGCCCAGCCGUGCACACCGCUACAUUUGCAGCUAAUCAGGAGCGCGCAGUUGCAGAAAGGAGCGCGGUUGCCAAGGCAGCCACCAAUCUCCCCUCCCCCUUUUCUGCCUCCGUUCCUCUUUCCCGUUUAUUAUCAGCAGAGGUCGCAUGGCAGAGAGGGAAGUCCGCGCACUUCUGUACUGGAACCACUGCGAGAAUAUGCAGGUCCAUGAGGAGUGCUGAGUUGUGCGCUUAUCCCGCGUAAAAACUACUUGGAAAAACGCACGGAUAUCAAUUUGGAAGGACGCUUUUGUUUGUUUUGGUUCCGCGGGGAGAGUUUUGCCAGCACGUGCUUGUCUGGGGCAUUUGUAUGUGUUUCUUUUUUUUUUUUUUUUUCUUUCUUGGAGUAAGUGUUUGACAAAUUGGCAUCCUUGUCUCUUCGCUCGCAUCUCCAGAGUUGUUGGAAGUUCGGAGAGUGGAUGUUGAGAAGGAGAGCGCGCGCCGAGUAACAGCCAGCUUCUUUUUAUUUAUUUUUUUUUUUAUUUUUUUUACCCCCGCGGCUUGUUUGUCAAACUGUAUCGAGUCCAGGACGCGCGGAGAAGUGUGGUUUCAUGCCUUCAGUGUCGCUCCGCCUGAGAUGGACGUGAGGUUUUACCCUGCUCCCCCGGCCAAUGUGGGUUCAUGCACUCUACCGACUGACCCAAGUUGUCUGAGCUCGUUGGACUAUUACCACCCAAGCAAGGCUCGGCACACUGCGAGGCUGCACCCUGACCCCGCCUCCUCCUCCGCCAUCAGCCCCGCUAGGAAAAGACUGGCCGCUGCUUUGUUUGAUGGUGACAACAUGUACAUGAAUGACAAUAACCAGGAGUUUCGGUCGCCAAACCAGAGUUACUCGAGUCAGGGCAGAGGCAGCGGAGGAGGCGCAGGAGACGAGGACUACGAGAUCCCCCCCAUCACCCCGCCAAACCACGCCGACCCCUCCCUCCUCCACCUCAUGGAGCACGAGCCGGGGUAUCCGUUCCACUCCCUGCCCCACAACGGCCUCCUCAACUCGUACUCCUACCCCGAGCUGCCCGCCCUCAUGAUGUCCAACAUGCUGAGCCAGGACUCCCACCUCCUCUCAGGACCCAUGCACUCAAUAAACAGCGAGAAGAGGGGCGCUGCCGACAUGAUGAAGCCCAAACCCAAACCUCAGAAGAAGAAGAAGAAGAAGGACCCCAACGAGCCGCAGAAACCCGUGUCUGCGUACGCGCUCUUCUUCAGGGACACUCAGGCCGCCAUCAAAGGACAGAACCCCAACGCCACCUUCGGAGAUGUGUCCAAGAUCGUGGCGUCGAUGUGGGACAGCCUCGGGGAGGAGCAGAAGCAGGGCUACAAGAGGAAAACAGAGGCUGCCAAGAAGGAGUACCUGAAAGCACUGGCCGCGUACCGAGCCAGUCUGGUUUCCAAGACUUACAACGACCCAGAACCAAAAAGUGCCCAGCAGACGAGCCAGUCGUCCCACCUGUUGCCCCCGAAGCAGCCCCUGUACAGCGUGCCCCCUCAGCCCUCCUCUCCGUACCUGGGACCCCCCGGCUCCUUCCCCCUGUCCGAGCUGCAGAGCUACGGUCCUCGCCACAGCCUGGCCCCCGCCCUGAGCCAGUCCCAGAUGCUGCCCCCCAGCAUGAGUGCCUCUCCCCCCACCUCCUUCCAGAUCAGCCCCCCGCUGCACCCCCACGCCCAGCUCUCCCUGCACCAGAGCUCCCUGCUCAACCAGCCAAUCCGGAUGCAGCAGUCGCAGCCAAUCAUCUCGCACCAAAUGGGUCUGCAGCCGCCCCUGCACUCGCCCCCCCUCGGUCAGCAGGGAUUCUCCCACCUGCCUCCGGAUUAUCAGAACAGUGUGGGUGGGUCCCAGUCUCCAGGAGCCCCCGCCCCGGGACAUGGACCAAACCCGGACUGGGACGGAGAGUACUGCAACAGGGACUGCGGGCCCAACCACUGCGGCAGUGGGAUGAGCGCCCGGGACAAGCCUCUCUACCUCACUUGAAUUCGAAAAACCUCCAAAAGUCUGACUCCAGGGAGCUUUCCAACAUCAUCGGCCUCGACACCAUUUUGUUCUGUGUUUUUUUUCUU
Periophthalmus magnuspinnatus is the source of this 2096-nucleotide messenger RNA. RefSeq names its product thymocyte selection-associated high mobility group box protein TOX-like. Gene Ontology annotation, biological process: regulation of transcription by RNA polymerase II. The record is from RefSeq and is a predicted model, not a curated record. Gene Ontology annotation, molecular function: chromatin DNA binding. Gene Ontology annotation, cellular component: nucleus. NCBI's taxonomy places the organism in Eukaryota, Metazoa, Chordata, Actinopteri, Gobiiformes, Gobiidae. The transcript is spliced from 9 exons. Bases 622 to 2010 code for a protein of 462 amino acids.